Messenger RNA from Drosophila eugracilis, 1997 nucleotides. RefSeq names its product protein gustavus (gene gus). Gene Ontology annotation, biological process: proteasome-mediated ubiquitin-dependent protein catabolic process. The transcript is spliced from 3 exons. Bases 236 to 1285 code for a protein of 349 amino acids. Gene Ontology annotation, molecular function: protein binding. NCBI's taxonomy places the organism in Eukaryota, Metazoa, Arthropoda, Insecta, Diptera, Drosophilidae. Gene Ontology annotation, cellular component: SCF ubiquitin ligase complex. The record is from RefSeq and is a predicted model, not a curated record.
CAAUUUACCCAAGUGUGGUAUGGCUAGAUGCAAGCGCUUUUUGUAAUCGGCGCCGUUGUGUUUUCAAGGAGAAUAAUAUUUGGGAUAUAAUUUAAAAAUUUUUUUAUUUAGUAGGUUUGCCUACCAUCUCUGUACAUAUACGUACAAUGAAAAUUGGUACUACAUAGGUAGGAGAGAUAAUUAAGUAUUCUCCGGUGACGCCAUUUUGUCCAACGUUUAAUUUUGUGUCCAAUAAAUGGAUUUUGGUAAAAACAGGUAUAAAGGUGGUCGGACACCUUCUAUUAGGUCCAGUGAAAGGCGACGUCCUCAAAGUGUUUCAUCUAUAUCCACACUAUCACCGAGAGCCGUCUUGUCGAGGUUGGAACCAAGGGAGUUUGAACGUCUUCGUUUAUCUUACAAAGUCGCUAUCGACCAAAGAAGAUCCAGAAGCUGCCGUGGCAUGAACAUGGGCCAAAAAAUUAGUGGUGGAGUCAAAACAGUUAGUCGAAAUGAUUCACAGUCUACUUUUAAACCAAUAAUACCAAGAGAGUUACAAGCUGAUUUUGUCAAACCAGCGCGAAUUGAUAUCUUACUUGAUAUGCCACCAGCGACUCGAGAACUACAAUUGAAACAUUCAUGGAACUCCGAAGAUAGGUCGUUAAACAUUUUUGUAAAAGAAGACGACAAGUUAACAUUUCAUAGACACCCAGUUGCUCAAAGUACUGAUUGUAUUCGCGGAAAACUGGGGCUAACAAAGGGAUUGCAUAUUUGGGAAAUUUAUUGGCCAACGAGGCAAAGAGGAACACAUGCUGUUGUUGGGGUAUCUACUGCAGAUGCGCCUUUACAUUCAGUUGGAUACCAAAGUUUAGUCGGAUCAACUGAACAGAGUUGGGGCUGGGACUUGGGAAGAAAUAAAUUGUACCAUGACUCAAAAAACUGUGCUGGUAUCACAUAUCCAGCCAUAUUAAAAAACGAUGAAGCUUUUUUAGUACCCGAUAAAUUUUUAGUAGCGCUAGAUAUGGACGAAGGAACACUUAGCUUCAUUGUUGACCAGCAGUAUCUUGGUAUUGCCUUUAGAGGUCUGCGAGGAAAAAAACUAUACCCCGUAGUCUCGGCAGUUUGGGGUCACUGUGAAAUAACAAUGCGGUAUAUUGGUGGAUUAGAUCCCGAGCCUUUGCCGCUUAUGGAUCUUUGCCGAAGAACGAUUCGACAAAAAAUUGGACGUGCGAAUUUGGAGGAACGCAUACAACAACUUCAACUUCCUUUAUCAAUGAAAACAUAUUUAUUGUAUAAAAACCGUAGAUAAUAGUUUAAUUAAGUUUAAUAAAAUAACAAUUUCAACUUUUCUGCACGUGAUGAAAGCAGUAAAAACUAAUUGUGUUAGCUUGUAAUAGUAUUAGAACAAUGUUUGUCUGUCCUCCAACAACAAAAUCUUAGGUAUAAAAUAACUAAAAAUACUUUAAUUUAGCUCUAAAGGUACAUUGUAUAUUAGAAAGCAUGCAAAUAAUAGUACGCUUACAGUAUGACAUCUCAUGUUUCAAUAAAUUGGAGAAUUUAUUUUCAUAUUCAAAAAAUUAUUCUCACAUUAUGCUAUGCUAAAAUAAAUACCAUUUAAUUUGGGGCACUUAAGAAAGUAUAGAAAUGCUCAGAAAAUAUAAAAGUAUUUAAAUAAAAAAAAAGGAUUAAAAACAAAAUACACAUUUUUGCCCCCCAACUGCGUACUUUACCGAACAAUGCCAAUGGAAAAUGGGAAUACGUUAUUAAUUCCGCGAUUGCAAUUUAAAUCGGCAUGUCAAGAGCUAAAUAGUCUUCAAUAUAAUUGUGUUUCGUUUGUAAUAUAUAAAUGCAAAUUUUAUUUUUGAACCCUAAACCGAAUAUCUUUUAUUAUAGCAAUUUUGUAAAAAGUCAAUAUAAUUUUCAAUAUACACAUGUACUUAUGCAUUUCAGAUUGUUUUUUAAGGUUAUUAUACAAAUUCACGAGAUUUAAUAAAAAAAUUUUUAAGAAGUGGAACAAUCAA